GCCUUCACGAGCACGAGGACGCCAUCAAGGCCAGGGCGACUUCAGUCACUCGUAAAGGGAGGGAAAAGGAAACGAAGUUUGAAAAUUUAGGAGACACGUCUCAAGUCGUUGACACCAUUCGACGGAAGCCGCACCACAUAGGAGACUUGAGAAGCAAACUUCCUGUCUCCGAGUUGGCUUCCUCUGGAAGCACUGCCCAGGGCAUCAACUCUGACCUCCCAGCCGACGAGUUGCCUUUUUUAGGGACAGGGACCGCGUCGGCCACAUCAACCGUCGCGGCCAGAAGCAAAAUAGCCAGACCGACCCCAUCGUCGACGAUCGAAAUAGAUAUUCCCAGUCGUCUUUAUCCCACCAUCAACCCAGAGACGGAAAUCACAGCUCACGGCAGCCAAGGGACCUUAACAAGGGAGGUCCCACCCGACAAACCCAAAAACAUGUCACUCCCAGAGAGCUUCAUCGGCGCGACUCCGCCAGGCAUGGAACCCAGCUCCCUCAUCCACGAGACCGAAAACGUAGCUACAACGAGCCCAUCCCAGCCGAAGACAAAGACGACAGCCUCGCCAGCCACACCCUUGAUACCCGGCCGGUUGCGGUCCAACAGCGAGAAUUCCAGCCAGAACAAAGACAAGCGCGUGGAAAAUCACUCCCGCGAGCUCAUAAACGAGGAGACCCAGCCGUCAGCCGUCCUCCGAACCUGGUCAGUCAACAAUCAAAUCGAGUCCUUGAAUUUCGACGUGGAGGUCAAUUCCGCGGACGACGAGUGGGUGGAUACCCUGAUCGAGGGUUUGGAGACCAUCAGUCAGGAUCUGGGGGGCAGGGCCAGGGCUGUAGCAGUACGCAAGGAAACCGAGGCAGCAGAGUCUGUGUGCAUACGCACCACCACCACUACUGGCUCCGUUCACAAUCUGCCGAACCGCGCCCAGCCUCUAAGCACACCUCAUUCCGAUGGAAUGGUCGCCGUCGUCGGAGAUCGUCCAGUGACUCGAACUUCGACGCCACCCAUCCCGGGAAGCGCGAACUGGACAAGCUCGGGAUCCGACCGGCCACCAGCGAGGAUGACCGGGGACGAUUUCGAUCUGCUGGCUUCCCCUCCCCGGCUACCGCAGAACUUUUGGCCGAGUAUCAUGAGCCCCACUCAGCAGCCAACGGGCAGACCAACACGGCCACUAGGCAGCGCUACUACAUCCGCGCGCCAGCUGACACCCACGAAGGACCGCAGCGGGAGGCUAUGUCAGCGAGCAUCGGGAGUUUCGAGGGCGGCCGUAGCGCCAGCCCAGAUAGACGCAUUUCGCACGGAAACAGAGAUCAUUCCUCUGAGGAGGAGAGAAGGCGCGCCGCCGGCCACUGUAUCACCGUUGUACAUGUCCACGGGCCGUCGAAACCGUUCGUGCUCGCUCCCGGCGGCUGGAUCACCGACCAACCAGCCGAGGCUGGAGAAGAGCCGGAUAAACGAGGUCAUUGCACGGGGGGCGGCCAAACAAGCCAUUGUGAAGUACGAUGCCGCUGCGGCGAAGAGAGCGCCGGUGCAGAGGGGCGGCGGGACCAGGGCGUCGUCGGUCCAACCCCAAGGCAACAAGGACUGGUCAACGAAGAGCUACGCUCAAGACGGAGAAGGAGGCAUCGACGAUCGUUCCAGAAAUAGGGCCAGAAUGAGCGGGACCGUGCGGUUUGAGCGGGCACGGAGGUCAUUGGUGGCCGCCCGGAGGGCUUUGGAUGUGGUGGGGAGGUUUGUCCGGGCAUAUUGGGUCAUCGUCAGCCCCGUUUUCGACCCGGCUUCACCCAUCAGCCUGAGGUUUUCUAGGAGUCAGUCGACGUGGAUGGACUGUGUCGUUUAUCUGCUGGCCUUAGUCUUCAUACUGUCGGCUGUCUUGGUUGGAGCCUGGGCGGUCAAGGGGUUUUUGGUUGUUUCGAGCAUCCUCAAGGCGCUGGUCAGGGGAUUCAUGCUGCUGCUUGAUCUCUGAGUUUGGAGCAUCCUACCCUUAACCCCUUAAACGAGUAUGAUCAGCUCAAGAAUUAGACCCCUAAGCUCUAGCG
Messenger RNA from Phialemonium atrogriseum, 2034 nucleotides. RefSeq lists its product as uncharacterized. Lineage: Eukaryota; Fungi; Ascomycota; Sordariomycetes; Cephalothecales; Cephalothecaceae. The transcript has a single exon. The record is from RefSeq and is a predicted model, not a curated record. The coding region runs from base 435 to 1961 and encodes 508 amino acids.